UUUUCAUUACUUGUUUUAUUCAUUGGUGGGGGAAUUAGUUGGAUUAUUAUUGGAGAGUCGCCAUGUCCGAAGAAGAGCCAGUGGAUAAGAAACCCGAAAUAGAAGAAUCUUGUCAACCACAUUGCUCUCACGAAUGGGCGGAAUAUCGAGCUUGUGUCAAACGAAUCGAAAAUGAUACAACUGGAGAAGCUCACUGUACUGGACAAUACUUGGACUUUUGGCGUUGUGUAGAUCACUGCGCUGCGAAGAAAAUAUUCCAGACUUUGAAGUGAGGUCAAAGCUUGGUUGUCUAACCUUGAUCUUUUGUCAUAAAAGAACAAUAUUCAAUAAAUAAAAGUCAAAAUAGAACAAGCAA
Galdieria sulphuraria is the source of this 355-nucleotide messenger RNA. Its product is annotated as ubiquinol-cytochrome c reductase subunit 6. Gene Ontology annotation, biological process: mitochondrial electron transport, ubiquinol to cytochrome c. The record is from RefSeq and is a predicted model, not a curated record. Lineage: Eukaryota; Rhodophyta; Bangiophyceae; Galdieriales; Galdieriaceae. The transcript is spliced from 3 exons. The coding region runs from base 63 to 272 and encodes 69 amino acids.